CCUUUCUCCAUUCUGGUUUUCAUUCCUUUGCGUUCUAUCUGUGCAUCCCCUCCUCCACCUCCUCCUCCUCCUCACACCUUUUGGUCAGAAGAGGAAGCCCAACCCAGGGAGAGACACUGUGAGGAUGAAACUCUGACACGUCGGCAGACCACAGGAAGCCAAGAGCACAACUGUAAUUUCUAGAAGGAAGAGCCCAGGAAGGUCAGCCAAAAAUCCCGCUGCAGGUGCCAAAGUGAAAGCUACAGGGCCACGAUUAGUUGGACAGACUGAGGCGGCUGAGCAAAGUGAAUGACAGAUUGUCUUCACUGCUGAAGCACUUACUCCAAGCUAAAGUGUUGACUGCAACAUCUGACCUUUGACCUUUCAGACAGGUUGCAUCUGACGGAAGGACCGGCGCUGCGCUCCCAUCCCUGCGCUCCUUCAACAACAGCACUAGUUCAUUUGCACUUGUGGCAGCAGCAGCAAGUUGAGUGACUCCAGCUUCAGCCCGACCGGCUUUUCACCUGUACAUGGAGACCCCCAGCUGGGCAGGUCAGCCUUUCAACCCCAGAAACUCACUGUGUAAGUCAGGAAGCAUUGCCGUCUUUGGGAACGUGGUAUACAGCGGACUGCUGAACGACCACCUCUGGCAUUUGGGAGUGCCCCUCUUUACAAGACUGGGUAACCAAGAGGCCACCAACCCUCCAGAAGCGAUGGCCCAGCCGUACACCCCAGCCCAGUACCCGCCUCCACCACAGAAUGGCAUCCCCGCAGAGUUCGCGGCACCGCACCCACUGUCCACGCAGGACUACACUGGGCAAAGCAGGGUUCCUGAGCAUGCCAUGACUCUGUACACGCCCACACAGACGCACAGUGAGCCGGCUGGCACUGACAACAGCACGCCUGCCAUCACCACCACCACAACUGCACCGACAGAUGAUGUGACGCAAACAGAGGGCUCUCAGCAGCUCCAGCUUCAGCACUCAGACUCCUCAGAGAAGCAGCAGCCUAAAAGGUUACACGUCUCCAACAUUCCCUUUCGCUUCCGGGACCCUGACUUAAGGCAAAUGUUUGGGCAAUUUGGAAAGAUUUUAGAUGUGGAGAUUAUCUUUAAUGAGCGAGGAUCCAAGGGCUUUGGGUUUGUAACUUUUGAAACAAGCACAGAUGCUGAUCGUGCACGAGAGAAACUAAAUGGUACAAUCGUAGAAGGACGCAAAAUAGAGGUUAACAAUGCAACAGCACGUGUGAUGACAAACAAAAAAGUGGCCAACCCUUAUACAAAUGGCUGGAAGCUGAACCCAGUUGUAGGUGCUGUCUAUGGUCCUGAACUGUAUGCUGUAACAGGAUUUCCCUACCCUGCCACAGGCACUACGGUGGCCUACAGGGGUGCCCACUUGCGAGGUCGGGGGCGUGCUGUGUAUAACACAUUCCGCACAGCUCCCCCACCGCCACCAAUCCCAGCCUAUGGAGCGGUGGUGUACCAAGAUGGCUUCUAUGGUGCAGAGAUCUAUGGAGGCUAUGCAGCAUACAGAUUUGCCCAGCCUACCACCACCGCUGCUUACAGUGACAGCUACGGAAGAGUCUAUGCAACAGCAGACCCCUACCAUCACACGAUCGGCCCAGCUGCCACGUACAGUGUGGGGACUAUGGCUAGCCUAUACAGAGGAGGGUACAGUCGCUUCACUCCCUACUAAAAGAAAGAAAAAAGAGAAAGACAAAGACAUUGCCCCAACAAACAAACAAAAACAAUCUACUUACAGAAAGCUCAAAAUGGCUAAACAAGCGUACCCCAGGUCCGUGGUGGAGAGCUUAAUCAAACUAAAAGUUUCCAGGUCCCUCCCCUGACACCCACUCAAGCCGAUAUCUACAACAACCUUUUUGAUGUCAUCAUUAGUCUGCUCUUGUUUUGUAUUCAUUUUGUGCUUUUCUUUUGGAAACUUGUAUGCACAUGUGCAUUUUCUUGAUUGCUGUAUAUGGGUGCUGUGACACCAUAACUAAUGUGAGCCUCCUGCAGCACACAUGAUGCAUGCUCAGAGGUGUGCGUAUGCAGCUGCCAUCAUCUGACUAAGAAUGUACUGGGGGAGAAAAGCAAACAAACAAACAAGUAAAGCAAAUGCACUGGGUCUGAACCCUGACCCGCAGAACUAUUUCAAAGUGUAGCCUUCAUUUAACACGCUUGGUCCACACAGUGAUAAGUAUGCCCCAGUUAUUCUUAGCUCAAAGACGGCGCUGUAUUGAUUGCUUUUGUUGUUUUGGUUUUGUUCAUGUUUUUCUUCUUAAUGUUGGAGUGUCCUCCUGUUGUGCACUUGCAGUGGAACCUUACAAGCUGUACUAUGUUGUAUGACAGCAUGCAGAGUCAAAGGUCAUGGAGGUCAGAGUUCUUUCUUGGACUUACCCUGCUCAUAUUAGAGCCCAGCCUCCUAAUAAUUAUGUUACAUAAUGUGCAACUGUUCAUCAUCGCUGCCUAUGUUUCGGUGGAAAUGUGAAGCUGACUGAG
Thalassophryne amazonica is the source of this 2476-nucleotide messenger RNA. RefSeq names its product RNA binding fox-1 homolog 3a (gene rbfox3a). The coding region runs from base 510 to 1673 and encodes 387 amino acids. Gene Ontology annotation, biological process: nervous system development; regulation of alternative mRNA splicing, via spliceosome. Gene Ontology annotation, molecular function: mRNA binding. NCBI's taxonomy places the organism in Eukaryota, Metazoa, Chordata, Actinopteri, Batrachoidiformes, Batrachoididae. The record is from RefSeq and is a predicted model, not a curated record. Gene Ontology annotation, cellular component: cytoplasm; nucleus. The transcript is spliced from 17 exons.